AGAUCCCGAGGGUUUAUAGCGGCCGGUAGCAUCACGGAGCCGGCUCCCCCUUUUCCAGCCUUCCUCCCCAUCUCCCAUUCCCUGUCCUCCGCGACCUAUACCAGAGGUCCUUAGGCCUCCCCGAAUCUCCUUCUGCCGAGUAGCCCAAGGUUGCCACCCAUCUGCCAGGGGGAUGGCGUCCACUCCGAUGGGGAAUGAGGGGGAGAAGAAGGACAGCUGGCCGUCUCAAGCUGCACCCUCCUCGAGAGGAGGUUCGGCUUCGUUAUCAAGUUCUGAGGAAUACCUGUCCCGGAUCAGUGCAGAACUCACGGAGGAGGCUUUAUUUAUGGCUUGCUGCCAUUUGAACCCUGUGUCCAUCAAAAAAAAGCAGACACAAGACCAAGCGACUCAGAUAUCCACACAGGCAUUCUUCACCAAGACCCGAGGCACAGACACCCGGUGAGUGAGGCUUCAAGGGAGAUGCUCUUUAUCCAGGGAGAGA
Saimiri boliviensis boliviensis (Bolivian squirrel monkey) is the source of this 481-nucleotide messenger RNA. The record is from RefSeq and is a predicted model, not a curated record. Lineage: Eukaryota; Metazoa; Chordata; Mammalia; Primates; Cebidae.